This is a messenger RNA of Stegodyphus dumicola, 7560 nucleotides long. RefSeq names its product dual oxidase-like. The record is from RefSeq and is a predicted model, not a curated record. Gene Ontology annotation, molecular function: calcium ion binding; heme binding; peroxidase activity. Gene Ontology annotation, biological process: response to oxidative stress. Lineage: Eukaryota; Metazoa; Arthropoda; Arachnida; Araneae; Eresidae.
UCUGUUUUUCAGGUGGCGAUGAAAGGUUGCGUAUGUUCACACAGACGGAGAAGCAGAGGUACGAUGGAUGGUACAACAAUCUUGCACACCCGGACUGGGGAUCCAUCGAUAGCCAGUUAACAAGAAAAGCACCGCCAUCUUACGCAGAUGGUGUUUACCAGAUGGCCGGUAUGGACAGGCCCAGUGCACGAGCGCUCAGUCAAGCUCUUAUGAAAGGUGCAGAUGGCCUUUCUUCUGUCAGAAACCUCACAGUGCUCUUCACGUUUUUCGGCCAAGUAGCUGCUUCAGAAAUCCUGAUGGCUAGUGAGUCUGGAUGUCCCAUUGAGGUACAUAAGAUAGAAGUACAGGAAUGUGAUGACGCGUAUGACAAAGAAUGCAAAGGUACCAAAAUGAUGCCCUUUCACAGGGCACUUUAUGACUCAAAGACUGGACAGUCACCCAACAGUCCUAGAGAACAGCUAAACCAGAUGACUAGUUGGAUCGAUGGCAGUUUCGUAUAUAGCACCAGUGAAGCCUGGGUAAAUAGCAUGAGAACAUUCGAGAAUGGGACCUUCAGAACAGCCCCUGGAGGCAAAUUCCCUCCAAAGAACCACGAUCGUGUGCCUCUCAUCAAUUAUCCUCCAGCUAAGUACCUGGGCAUGCUGAAUCCUGAAAGGAUGUAUCUUUUGGGCGAUCCCAGAAUCAACCAGAAUCCAGCUCUUCUAUCACUAGGGGUUCUUUUCUACAAGUGGCAUAAUGUGAUGGCUGAGCGUGUUCAAGCUCAGCAUCCGGAUUGGUCCGAUGAAGAUAUUUUCCAGAGAGCCAGACGAUGGGUCAUUGCCAGUCUUCAGAAUAUCAUUUUAUACGAAUAUUUGCCGAUUCUUUUAAUGGAAGAAAUAACGCCCUAUCAAGGUUACCAACCUGAUCUCCAUCCAGGUGUCUGCCACGUCUUUCAGUCUGCUGCAUUUCGUUUCGGACAUACUAUGAUUCCUCCUGGUCUUUAUAGAAGGAAUGCCCAAUGUGAAUUCCGCAAAACUGUUACUGGAUAUCCAGCAAUUCGCUUGUGCUCUUCUUGGUGGGAUUCAGAGGAGAUCGAGCCCGGCAUUGAAGAGCUUUUGAUGGGUAUGUCUUCCCAGAUUGCAGAGAGGGAAGAUAAUGUCCUUUGUUCGGAUGUGAGAGAUAAAUUAUUCGGUCCGAUGGAAUUCUCCCGUCGAGAUUUGGCUGCUCUGAAUAUCAUGCGAGGGCGAGAUAACGGAUUGCCCGAUUACAAUACAGUACGGAGGUAUUUCCAGCUACCAGAAAUACGGAACUGGUCUCAAAUUAAUCCCGAACUGUUCCAGAGGAAGCCAGAACUGUUCCAGCUAAUGAGCGAUCUGUACGGAAACUUGGAUAAUGUCGACCUUUACAUCGGAGGUAUGCUCGAAACAGACGUACAAGGUCGUCCGGGCGAACUUUUCAGGAAAAUCAUUCGGCAACAAUUCGAAAGGAUUCGAGACGCUGAUAGGUUUUGGUUUGAAAAUCCACAAAACGGUAUUUUUACAGAAGAAGAAAUUGAAGAAAUUAGGAAAAUCACACUGUGGGAUAUAUUGGUCAAUACAACGGACAUAGAUCCUGACGCUAUUCAGAAAUCAGUUUUCAUAUGGAAGGAAGGAGAUCCUUGUCCGCAGCCGCAGCAACUCGUCAGCAGAGAUCUGGAACCAUGUGUUAUGCUGAGUGGGUACGACUAUUUCCAUGGCAACGAAGUGACGUACAUCUACUCCUGCAUAGUGCUUGCAUUCAUACCCAUUGUCUGUGCGGGCUUGGGUUAUGGAGUUAUCAAACUGCAAAACAGCAGAAGAAGGAAAAUUAAACUGAGGCAAGAAAUGAUCAUAGGAAAGCACUGUGAGAAACUUGAUGUAAAAGAGUGGCUUCACAACAAUCACAAGCGCUGUGUUAAAGUAAAGAUAGGACCAGAUGAUUCUAUCUGCACCCUAAAUCGAAAAGGGGAAGUGCUUCGGAAAGUGGACUUUCAAUCUUCGACUAAUGUCGUCGUCGAAGUUACCGAAGAUCUCAACAAAAAGCCCAUGGUUCUAGUACGAUCACCUAGGGAUCAUGACCUGGUACUUCAAUUUAGCAAUGAGCCAUCUCGCAAGAAGUUCUUGAGCAAGCUGGAGUCGUUCCUCACCAGCAGUAAGAAAAGUUUGGAUAUUCUUCCCACAUACCGAGAUGUCAUGCUGGCGAAUGCAGAGACCAAAGAAAAAAGGCAGAAGAGACUAGAACAUUUCUUCCGAGAAGCAUAUGCUUUGACUUUCGGUCUUCGACCAGGUGAGAAGAGGCACUUGGAAGACGUAAGCAGCGACGUCAUCAUGGUCAUGAGAACUUCCCUAUCAAAGAAAGAGUUUGCUGAAGCCUUGGGUAUGAGGCCAGAAUCUUUAUUCGUGAAGCAAAUGUUCAAUUGCGUGGACAAAGAUAAGGAUGGAAGAAUUAGUUUUCAAGAAUUUCUGGAUACGGUUGUGCUCUUUUCAAGAGGUAAGACGGAAGACAAACUCCGCAUCGUGUUUGACAUGUGCGAUGAUGAUGGCAAUGGCGUCAUCGAUAAGCAAGAAUUGACGAAGAUGCUCCGCUCUUUGGUCGACAUUGCGAAGACCAAUUCCAUGGAUGAAGCUCAAGUCAUGGAACUCAUUCAUGGAAUGUUUGCCGCUUCGGGACUUCACGACAAGGAAGAGCUUAACUACGAUGACUUCAAACUGAUGAUGAAAGAAUACAAAGGCGAUUUUAUAGCAAUUGGACUGGACUGCAAAGGGGCUAAGCAAAACUUUCUAGAUACGUCAACUAAUGUUGCGAGAAUGACAAGUUUUCAGAUUAGUCGACCUCCCGAAGAUCCUCCUGGGUACUGGAAGAAAAAAUGGAACCACUUGGCUACUUUCUUAGAAGAAUACAGACAACAUAUCUUUUAUUUAUUCGUAUUCUACGUCAUUACUUGCGUCUUAUUUUUAGAACGAUUUGUCUUUUACUCCUAUUUUGCGGAGCACACUGAUCUGCGUCAUGUGAUGGGACUUGGGAUUGCUGUAACGAGAGGAUCAGCGGCUGCACUCUCCUUCUGCUACUCCUUGCUUCUACUAACUAUGUGCAGGAACCUCAUCACGAAGCUGCGAGAGCUGCCUAUUCAUCAGUAUAUUCCCUUGGACUCCCAUGUCCAGUUCCACAAGGUAGUGGCCCUGACAGCUCUUUUCUUUUCAAUGAUUCACACAAUAGGGCAUUGUAUCAACUUCUAUCACGUGUCUACUCAACCGAUUGACAAUCUACGUUGUCUAACCAAAGAAGUGCAUUUUGAUUCUGAUUUCAAACCAACGAUCUCAUAUUGGCUUUUCCAAACUGUCACUGGAGUAUCUGGAAUCUUACUAUAUGCAAUCAUGUGUAUCAUCUUCAUAUUUGCACAUCCCAGAAUCCGCCAAAAAGCAUACAAAUACUUUUGGUCAACUCAUAGUCUGUACAUUCUGCUAUAUAUUUUGUGCCUUGUUCAUGGUCUGGCAAAAAUUACUGGGACGCCUCGAUUUUGGAUCUUUUUUGUCGGACCAGCUAUCAUCUUUGCAUUGGAUAAAGUUGUUAGUCUUCAAACUAAAUUUGUUGAACUAGAUAUUCUUGACACUGAACUUUUACCUUCAGAUGUCACGAAAGUAAAGUUCUCUCGUCCACCAAAUUUCAAGUACCUAUCCGGCCAAUGGGUACGACUGGGAUUCACCGCUUUCCAACCUAACGAGUACCACUCCCUGACGCUAACUUCUGCCCCGCAUGAAAACUACUUAUCCGUACACGUGAAGGCACAAGGACCGUGGACAUGGAAACUGAGAAAUUUCUUCGAUCCUAACAACAUGCAGAUCAAUGAAGUGCCAAAGAUACCUCAUAAAGUACGGUUAGAAGGCCCUUAUGGAGGGGGUAACCAAGACUGGUACAAGUUUGAGGUAGCUGUGAUGGUAGGAGGAGGAAUUGGCGUCACACCUUAUGCCUCCAUUCUCAACGAUCUCGUUUUCGGCACCUCCACUAACAGAUAUUCGGGGGUGGCUUGUAAAAAAGUCUACUUUUUGUGGAUCUGUCCAUCUCACCGGCACUUCGAGUGGUUCAUCGACGUACUUAGGGACGUCGAGAGAAAAGACGUUACUAACGUCCUAGAAGUUCACAUUUUCAUCACGCAGUUCUUCCAUAAGUUUGACCUGAGGACGACCAUGCUCUAUAUAUGUGAGAAUCACUUCCAGAGGAUCUCCAACAGGAGCAUGUUCACUGGCCUCAAAGCCGUCAAUCACUUUGGAAGACCUGAUAUGACGUCUUUUCUAAAAUUUGUACAGCACCAACACUCUUACGUGAGCAAAGUUGGAGUUUUUAGCUGUGGUCCAUCAGCUCUCACGAAGAGCAUCAGCGUCUCAUGCGAAACAGUCAACAACCACAGGAAGCUGCCGUAUUUCAUCCACCACUAUGAGAACUUUUAAUAAAAACUGGCCUUUUCUGCAGGCUAGUUACUUGUGCCUUAGAACAUGAUAGUGCCACGAAGGUCCUAGAAAGCAAUUUCAGUUCCAGAAAAAAAAGAAUUUACAGUCGGAUGCCUUCCUCCGGCGCAUUUCGAGUUGAACUCUGGUCGGAAAAUUGUUGCUUUCGCUGUGAUAUUCAGUUCAGUAUAGCUGAUGAACUUAUAUGAACUUGAUAUCUUCAACAAACUUUUACUACCGAUGAGAAAUUUUAAUAAGGGUUAGAUGUGCAUAUUUAUUGUGCAUAUUCGCAUUUUGUACUUUAUGUUAGUAUUGUAACUUUAUUAUUAUUUAUUCAUUUGCUUAACUUCUGGUUCUGAACUACUAGUGAUGAAAAAUAUCCGUGACACUUGUGACAAAAAGGAAAACUUGCGUACACUAUUUCUGUUAUUUAUGAUCGCCAAAUAUUUGGAAUUAAGAGAAGGAAAAAAAGGAGGACCAUUAUUACAUCCCUCCAGGUUUCGAAAGCAAAGUUAAGAAAGCCUCUGUGCAAAGACGUUUCACGAAAUAAUCGAAAUUGCAUUAAGCUUUAAAGCCUUUAUUGCACGAUGAAGCAUUAUGGAAUAACCAAUUCUCUUUCGUGCAGCCUAUAAUCUUGAAAUUAAAAAUAAAGAACCAUACUUGCAGUAAUUCGGAAAAUGUAAACCGUAAAGUCUUCCAUCAGUCAGUUAUAAUAACUGAAAAUUAUCCCGUUAAGUAAGGUUCACUUUUAGGAACUAUGCAAUAUUUGUGUUCCUCAACCUAAUAACACAUGAGCACUUGUAUGUCGUUCGUUGUUCGAGUACUUCAGUGUGCGAUAUAGGCUUUAAGAGUUUUGCUUCAACACUGAAGCAAGAAUAGAACAUUAUAAUGAUGAGUCAAGCUAUAUAAGCAAAUUUUAAAGAGCUCUAUAUAUAAUAUGUGCUAUAAAUUGUUUCUGUUGGAAAAUACUAUCGACUAUUUUAUUGGUAUCACCCAGCAGUUUCAAACUAGAGAGGAAUCAAUUAAUACUCCUAAGAAGAACGUUUUAGAAUACGUUCCUUAUCACAAAGAAUGCGCAAUAGAGAAAAAUGUUUUUCUGAAUGUUCAAUAGCAUUGUUUAGUAUGUACUAUCGUUUCCAUAAAAAAGAAUUUUAUUAAAAAGUUAUUUGCUUAUUAUAAUGUUACUGUUAACUUCUUCGGGAUGAGCACCUUUGUCUGCCUCUUUUCAGAUAUACUUUAGUCAGACACAAUUUGACUUAAUUAUAGAAAGAAAUUUUACUUUUGCUCAAAAUUUAAAAGCUUAACGUGUGUUUAAAGGGCCUUAUAUUCAUGAAUACUGUUAAAAAUUAAUUAGAAAGUUAUUUCCAAAGUGGAGGAUAUAGUUUUCAAAACAUACGAAACAAAACAAAAUUUUUGUGCAUUUUCAAGAGUUGACCAAAAUUUCAUAGUUCAUAUUAUAAAUCGUUUUCUAGUCAGUGUAUAGCUUUGGAAAGUUACUUAAUAUUCUUUGAAUAUGCUUUUUCUCCCCUCGGAACAGCUUCAACACUCUUAAAGAAAAAAUUGCCAUCUUUCCUAGGCUAAUAAAAUAUCUGCAUUUAUAAGUAUACCAUCAGUUAGUUCCCCUUAUUUUCUUGGUUUUGCAACUUUGUGUAGGUGAUAUCUGGUAUAUGAUCUCAGGUUUCCGAUUCGUCUCAUAAAUAUAAAAAUUGGAACGAUAUGUACUUUCUGCAUGCCGAAACAAUGGACUUAUUUACAAGAGAGAAAAAUGACAAGAACUGAAAAGAAUAGACAAAAUUUUGCCAUUACAAAAAACAAAAAUUUAAAAAAAAAAAUGGCAACGAAUUGAAGCGUCAAUUUUUCUAUGCAAAAUAACAAAAUUAACUUUUAAUAUUACUUUUUUUAAAUUUAUAUUACGAAAUACUGACAUAUAUUACUAAUGUAUGUUAUUACUAAUGGAAAGAUAACUUACAAAGUUAAAUGGCAGGCGUCUGAAACAGUUCUGAUAAAUAGUAUUUUUUCCCUUUACCUCCGCCUUCAAAAAAAAGUAAAUAAAUAAAUAAAUUAUUCUGGAAGAGUUGAGAUUUUAACGAUCUCCUAAAAGGGCUCUUUUAAAGUUUAAUGCAGUCUAUCCAUAGAGAUUGCCAAUAGAUAUGGCUCAAGUUAAAUCCUCCUUUUCUUGUAUUUAUAGGAUAUUAGAAGAAUAUGCUUUAGACUAACAUAAGAACGUCAUAUAUUUUCUGUCCAUUUGAAACGUGAAAAAAAAACGUAAUGUAAUUCCAUGAAAAUAUUCGAUGUUUUAAAAAUAACACAUCGUGAAUAUAAAUCAAUCAGAUUAGAAAUUUAAAACUAAUAAUUUAAAGAACUUAAUGCAUAACUUUUAAAUGGUUUAAUUUGUAAUUUAAUAUCAGUCAGAUUACAUAUGAAAGAAUAAUAUCUUACCUUUUUCCAAAUGGCAGCAGGCUCAAAUGAAAAGUGAAAAAACGUAAAAUCAUGUUUUAAUCUUUAGCCCUUUUGAGCAAACGAACAAACUACUUCUAACUGGCUUGUUUUUAAGUUUUUAAAUUUGUUUCUUUAUGUCUUCAACAAACCGGGGGAAAAUACGAUUUUACUUUUUAUAGCUUUCCAGAAAUAUUUCUUAAGAUCUUCCAUCUAUCCAUAAUGGUUUUUAAAUUUUAGUUUUUUUCAUUCCUUAUAAGAAGAAUAUGAAAGCUUUUCCCUCGGAAAUAUAUAACACUCCUUUAAUUUUAUCAUAAUUGAAACACGAGUAACACACAAAGAAAAUUAUGUUUUUUACUCCUAGCCAUAAAAGAGAAAAAUGAGAGCUUUCGAAACGAGUCCGAACUAUUACACACUUCCUCAAAAUGAAGUCUGCCCCAUUCACCUUUUUCUUUUAAACGAUGUUUGUAAAUACCGCGCAGAAUGUAUGAGAGUUGAUCUUAUAUUAUCAUUCUAGUAAUGAAAAGGAAACAAAUGUGCAGGUUUUUUUUUCCUAGAUGCAUUCUUUGUGAAAAGCUGCUAAAAAAGUAAUUCGAAUGUUAACACAUUUUAUUGUAUAUUUAUAUGAACAAAUAGUUAAAUGAAUGACAGCCAGUGUAUAAAUAAAUGAAAUUUUACAGCCAAA